UCCAGCAGCGACAGUUUCCUGUUCUCUCUGACUCUCCUCUCCUCCAUCUCUCUAUCCACCUGUUUCUCUGUCUGUCUGUCUGUCUGUGGAUCUCUGAGUGACAGCCAUCAUGUUCGUUGCUCCACCUGGCUACCAGCCCGUCUACAACCCUUGUAUCCCCUAUGUGGGGCCGAUCUACGGCGGGCUGAGAUCAGGGAUGUCUGUUUACAUCCAGGGAGUCAUCCCCCACAAGAUCACCAGGUUCCACAUUAAUCUGCAGUGUGGGGAAUUUGAGGGCAGUGACAUCGGCUUUCACUUCAGCCCUCGCUUCAAAGGCUGGGACAAUGUGGUGUUCAACAGCUGCCAGGAAGGGGAAUGGGGUUCAGAGGAGAAGACCCACAACAUGCCUUUUAGCAAGGGAGACGCCUUCGAGAUGGUCAUCAUCAUCAACCAGGAGGGUUACCAGGUGACAGUGAACGGGCGAGACUUUCAUAUGUUCAUGCAUCGUAUUCCAGUUGAAAGAGUCAAUGCCCUGCAGAUAGGAGGUGACGUUUCCAUCCAGACCAUCAACGUCAUCGGGGGAGGAGGAGGAAUGGGAGGUGGAUAUCCUACAGGUGGAAUGGGAGGAGGCAACAUGGCGGGAGGAUAUCCUGCAGGGGGAUAUCCAGGUGAUCAAAUGGGGGGACAGGGAUGUUACCCUGGUGGAGCUGGAGGAAACCUGCCGGUCAUGGAUGGACAACCAAUAUACAACCCUCCUGUCCCGUACUCCAGCAUGAUUCCAGGAGGGAUGUGUCUUAAGAAGACCAUCGUCAUCAGAGGCAUGGUGCCUCUAGGAGCUAACAGGUUCUCUAUAAACUUUAUGGUGGGCGGCUCGCGGGACAUAGCGUUCCACAUGAACCCUCGUCUACAGGAGGGAGAGGUGGUGAGAAACAGUUUGAUUGGUGGGAGCUGGGGCAUGGAGGAGAGAGAGAUCAGCAUCAACCCCUUCCAGGCGGGACAGUACUUUGACAUGUCUAUCCGUUGUGGGAACCAGCGGUUCAAGGUGUUUGUGAACGGGCAGCACAUGUGUGACUUCUUCCACCGCUUCCAGAACUACAGCCAGAUAGACACCCUGGAGCUGGAGGGAGACGUGCAGAUCUCAUACGUACACUUCUGAGCCAACACACACACAAUACUACACACACACACACACACACACACACAAUACUACAGACACACACACACAAUACUACACACACACACACUCACACACACACUCUGGAUGUUCCACCAUGAUUCAACAUUGUACCUCUGUAAGCAGGUUGUUAUUAGAUGUUUUAAUUUGAUCCUAAGAGAGAGAAUCAAAGUAAUCAAACUACUUUAAUAAAAAUAAAUAUCAU
Molecule: messenger RNA, 1358 nt
Organism: Coregonus clupeaformis (lake whitefish)
Lineage: Eukaryota; Metazoa; Chordata; Actinopteri; Salmoniformes; Salmonidae
Product: galectin-4
Exons: 10
Coding region: 110-1135 (341 amino acids)
Molecular function (GO): carbohydrate binding
Source: RefSeq, a predicted model, not a curated record